This is a messenger RNA of Closterium sp. NIES-65, 1626 nucleotides long. The record is from the annotation of a GenBank genome assembly. Lineage: Eukaryota; Viridiplantae; Streptophyta; Zygnematophyceae; Desmidiales; Closteriaceae.
AUGUCUCAUCAUCCGUGCAUGUCUCAUCAUCCGUGCAUGCCCAUCAUCCGUGCAUGCCCCAUCAUCCGUGCAUGCCCCAUCAUCCGUGCAUGCCCCAUCAUCCGUGCAUGCCCCAUCAUCCGUGCAUGCCCCAUCAUCCGUGCAUGCCCCAUCAUCCGUGCAUGCCCCAUCAUCCGUGCAUGCCCCAUCAUCCGUGCAUGCCCCAUCAUCCGUGCAUGCCCCAUCAUCCGUGCAUGCCCCAUCAUCCGUGCAUGCCCCAUCAUCCGUGCAUGCCCCAUCAUCCGUGCAUGCCCCAUCAUCCGUGCAUGCCCCAUCAUCCGUGCAUGCCCCAUCAUCCGUGCAUGCCCCAUCAUCCGUGCAUGCCCCAUCAUCCGUGCAUGCCCCAUCAUCCGUGCAUGCCCCAUCAUCCGUGCAUGCCCCAUCAUCCGUGCAUGCCCCAUCAUCCGUGCAUGCCCCAUCAUCCGUGCAUGCCCCAUCAUCCGUGCAUGCCCCAUCAUCCGUGCAUGCCCCAUCAUCCGUGCAUGCCCCAUCAUCCGUGCAUGCCCCAUCAUCCGUGCAUGCCCCAUCAUCCGUGCAUGCCCCAUCAUCCGUGCAUGCCCCAUCAUCCGUGCAUGCCCCAUCAUCCGUGCAUGCCCCAUCAUCCCUGCAUGCCCCAUCAUCCCUGUGAAGGAGAUGGCCAGCAAGCAACAUCCCCACCUCGUGCGGCUCUUAGGCUACUGCAUUGACUUCAACCCCACCACACGGCACAUGGAGCAAAUCCUCAUCUACGAGUUCAUGCAAAACCGCGACCUUGAGAGCUGGAUCGGACCGACUUUUGAGGUGAAAGAAAUGGCCAGCAAGCAUCAUCCCCAUCUCGUGCGUCUCUUGGGUUACUGCAUCGACUUCAACCCAUCCACAAGGCAUAUGGAGCAAAUCCUCAUCUACGAGUUCAUGCCAAACUACGACCUUGAGAGCUGGAUCGGACCGGGCGCGUCCAUCCCGCUUUCGCUUCCCCAACGGUUGGACGUUCUGAUUGGGGUCGCGAAGGGGUUGCAGUAUCUACAUGACUUUGGGAUCGUGCACCGGGACAUCAAGCCCGCCAACAUUCUCCUUGGCGCGAAAAUGGAGGCCAAGAUUGCAGAUUUCGGCCUUGUGAAGCUAAGCGGCGGCACGACCAUGGGGACAUCCGUGGCUGCCACUAGAGUCAUGGGAACACCGGGCUAUGUGGACCCUGCGUAUUACAACUUUGGAGUGGUGAUGCUUGGGGUGAUCACGGCCCGCAAGGCAGUGCAUGUGACAGAGGACACGCUCUUCAACCUCAAGCAAUGGGUUGCUCCUCUCGUGGCAUCAAGCAACGUGAUGGCCUUCAAGGACCCCUAUCUAACCGCACCCGAUGCUCUGAUACUGCGUAUGGCUCGGCUCGCCCUCUCCUGCACUGCCAUGCCCACGGCAUCUCGCCCCACCAUGAGCCAAGUGCUCGUGGAACUGGUGAAAAUAAGGAGUGAGGUUGUGGAGGAGAAGGGGAGCAGGGCUGCGUCGCGCAUUGACAGGGAGAUUGACAGCUCUGCUGAGGCUGAUUUUGAUGCCCAGAUGGCUCGUUUGGAGCUUGUUGGUAGCCAGAGUGGUCCAUCCACUGACAUGGUCUGA